Telopea speciosissima is the source of this 2046-nucleotide messenger RNA. Its product is annotated as pentatricopeptide repeat-containing protein At1g63400-like. NCBI's taxonomy places the organism in Eukaryota, Viridiplantae, Streptophyta, Magnoliopsida, Proteales, Proteaceae. The record is from RefSeq and is a predicted model, not a curated record. The coding region runs from base 202 to 1851 and encodes 549 amino acids. The transcript is spliced from 3 exons. Gene Ontology annotation, molecular function: protein binding.
AAGAAGCUCUCUCUGUUGGCGGCCCUUAAUAGAUCCCUCCGCGUCACCUUACGUUGCUCGUUUAGCCAUGGCGCAGGCCAUAAUUCUCGUCAUCGAAGCUCACUGGUAACCGUGGCGGUCGAUGACAUCCAUCAUUCUUGGCCGGAUCGAAAUGCUGAACAUGGGACGCCGUUUUCGUCCCAGGAGAUUGAAGGAUUUGGUAUGCUUGAGGGUAGGGUUGGGGUGUUUCGUGCAUUAUCGCAGGCAGCUGAUGAGGAAAACCCUACGUCAAAGUAUCAGAAACAAGACAACCCUACAACGGAAGACCCUCUUGUUACCUUUCCUGAACUUCUUGUGAAAGCAUCGAAACUUUACCUUGCCUCCGCUCUUGCGGAACCGGAAGAUGGUUCCAACCCUUCCACUUCUCAUCCAGCUGCUUAUAACAGCUUGAUGAAAGCCUUCAGUCGGGUAGGCAAGGUAGACGAAGUUCUUAGACUCUUCCGUCGGAUGAAGGAAAGUCGGUGUUAUCCCAACGUUCUCUGUUUCAACACCCUGCUUAAUUGCCUCGCCUGGGCGAAACGCUUUGAUGCGCUUCAGGGAGUUUUGGAGGAAAUGUACUCUUCCGGUGUAAUUCCUAACGUCUCCACCUUUAACAUCUUGGUCAAGGCGUAUUCCUGCUGUUCCCCACGGUUUAAUUUAGCUUUUCGUGUCCUAGAUGAGAUGUCUGCUGUGGGUUGCAAUCCGGAUGUGACAACUUACUCGACCUUGAUCACUGGUCUUUCUAGGGCAGGAAGAAUUGCAGAUAUAGAAGCUGUAAUAGAGAUGAUGAGAGAUCAGAAUUGUGAACCGAAUGUUUAUAUAUUUGUUCCUAUUUUGAAAGCUCACUGUGACAGGGGAGAUGUCAGAGCUGCAGAAACACUGAUCGAGUUGAUGCGUUUGAACAAUUACCUUCCAAAUUCUCUGGUUUACAAUAUAUGGAUUGAUACACUUUGCAAGAAUGGGCGCUUUGAUGAGGUUGAGUUGAUCUUCAAGGAAAGCUCAUCGAAAGGUUGGAAGCCUAGCACUAUCAGUUACAACACGUACAUGAAUGCACUUUAUAAAGUGGGCAAGGCUGACAAAGCUUACAGAAUAUUAGAAAUUAUGAUGAGCAGUGGAUUAUAUCCCACUGUUGUGACCAUGAAUAUACUUCUUGAUUCCCUCUGCCAUGCUUCAAAGAUUUAUGAGGCGAAGAAUCUUCUGGCCUUGAGUUUUCACUUUGGUUGGGUCAGUGUGGUAAGUUACAACAUUUUGAUGAAUAAUUUAUGUAAGAUCGGCCAAUGGCUUAGUGUUAUGAUGCUAUUAGCUGACAUGUUGAAGAAGGGAGUCGUGCCUAAUACUAGAACGUACAAUAUUCUCAUUCAUGGCCUUUGUGAAGCUAAAAUGCUCAAGGAAGCUGAAUAUUUGGUUGUGAACAAAGUUUUCACUGCUAAUGUUGUGACAUAUAACACAUUAUUAAGUGGGUAUUGCAAGGCAGGUAAUAUAUCUGAAGUGGAAAAUUUGUAUUAUAGGAUGACAAUAAUGGAGAAGAUUGAUUCGGAUAUUUUCACAUACACCAUUAUGAUUGAGAUGCACUGUAAAAAAGGGAAAAUUAAGGAUGCUGUAGAUAUUUUUGAUGAGGCUCAUCGUAAGGGUUUCUUGCCUGAUCUUGUUGCAUACUCCACUCUAAUUGAUGGGUGUCUUAGGAAAGGUAUGCUCGAUAAGGGGCUGCAGCUGUUGGAUAGAAUGCUAGAGCAGGGAUUAGUUCCAGACAUUGCCAUUCAGGAAUCAUUUGUCAGGACAUGUUGUACAUCACAUGUUUGGAUUUCUAUGGAGAAAAUACUUGGGAGGAGAUAGCUGCAUCUCUAAUUGUUGAAGACAUGGAAUGAAGGCUCCUUAUAAUUCCUAGUGUUAGCACAGGACAGGUAAUCGAUCAUUAUGUUUGGUUAGAUGAUCUUCACAUCACUUCGUAGCAUAAUUUGUACAAGUUUAUUCUAACAGAGUUGGAAGAAAAGGUUCUGCAUUUCCAACUCAAUAAUGCUGACAUUCUCC